Hyaena hyaena (striped hyena) is the source of this 1367-nucleotide messenger RNA. It is a transcript of the gene POP5, whose product is annotated as POP5 homolog, ribonuclease P/MRP subunit. The transcript is spliced from 5 exons. Gene Ontology annotation, molecular function: ribonuclease P RNA binding. The record is from RefSeq and is a predicted model, not a curated record. NCBI's taxonomy places the organism in Eukaryota, Metazoa, Chordata, Mammalia, Carnivora, Hyaenidae. Gene Ontology annotation, cellular component: ribonuclease P complex. Bases 33 to 545 code for a protein of 170 amino acids. Gene Ontology annotation, biological process: tRNA 5'-leader removal.
UGGGCGCAGGGCCGCGGGGACCGGAGACCGCCAUGGUGCGAUUCAAGCACAGGUACCUGCUCUGCGAAGUGGUGUCUGAUGAUCCCCGCUGCCGCCUGAGUCUGGAGGACCGAGUGCUGAGCGGCCUUGUACGAGACACAAUCGCUCGCGUGCACGGGACUUUCGGCGCAGCCUCCACUUCCAUCGGCUUCGCGGUGCGAUACCUCAAUGCCUAUACUGGAAUAGUGCUACUUCGAUGCCGGAAGGAAUUCUACCAACUUGUGUGCUCAGCUCUUCCUUUCAUUACAUACUUGGAGAACAAAGGACACCGUUACCCGUGUUUUCUCAACACUUUACACGUGGGAGGUACAAUUCGAACGUGUCAGAAGUUCCUGAUUCAUUACAACAGGAGACAGCUGUUGAUGUUAUUGCAGAACUGCACUGAUGAAGGAGAACGGGAAGCUAUCCAGAAAUCUGUCACAAGAAGCUGUCUACUAGAGGAGAGGUCAGAUGAGGAGCAGCUUUCAGAUAGUGGUGGUGAGGAGCCUUCUGAAGCAAUGGAGUGAACUUCUGGAGGCUAUGCUGUGACCAAGAUUCAGGGCCCUCUUGUUGGAACAGGACAUUCUGGGAGGCAGCAGCAUCUUCUAGUUUCCCAAACUGGAUGAUUGCUGACCAGAGGCCAAGUUAUCAGCUUAAAAUGGAGGACUUGUUCACUUAAACUGAACGUCACUUUCACCUAGAGGGUCUGGUUAAGUGAUUCUGCAGGUGGUGAAGCCCCUGUGGUUACAGACAUCUCUGUAUCUCAUUGCCUGGCCGAAAGUAGGUCUGUUAAAUGUCCUUGGCUUCUGUAGCAUUUAGCAUACUUAAGUUCAAGUUUGGCCAACUCUCCUUCCCCGCCCCCACUUCCCCCCCCCAAGCUCAUUGGGAAGGCUGGCUUCCCUACAGGAUAGCAGAUGCAUAGCUUCCCACUUGAGGCCUUGUGCCCCAAUCCCUAGGAUGAAUCCUAAGUAAUCCAGGUCAUGUUGAGUAUUGAGACACAGCAAAUGAACUGGUACAGAUGUAUAGCUGGUCUCAGUCCUGACCCACAGGGCCUUAAACACACCAGAUUCCUUCCCAAUUAUAAUCAGGCAACAGGACAAUGUAGUUUUCCUACUUCUCUUGAGGGGCAACAAAACCUAGCCUUGCCUGACAAGCAGCAGCUGCCAGCUUCCAGUGGUUUCCUGCAGUUCACCCUUCCCCUGCUGUCUACACCUGCCAGGCACCUGAUGACCAGGGACCCUGCCACACUCACAGAAGCAGGGAGGUUUUGAUCUACUAUCUACUAAUGACAUUUCUAGGAUCUGUUUUCUUGAAUAAAACAUGUUCUUCAGAGUCUCUUACAGAUUUAA